ACAGAAAUAGAAAUAGAAUAGAAAAGCAUUUGACUGAUGUCUUGCUUUUCGCCUUGACUUUUCCUCACACUGAUUGCUUUAGGCUGGCAUGGGAGGGGGGCGCCCCAGCAGGCAAAAUAGCGGACGGAAUUUUAGCAUAGGAGACCUGGUGGAGGUGAGCAGCGAUGAAGAAGGGUUUAGAGGCGCAUGGUACGAGGCCACGAUCCUCAAAUCACUCUCUUCUUCAAGAAGCUGUUACUCUAAAAGAAAAGCCGAGGCCUUGAUUCAGUAUCGUAAUCUACUGUCAGAUACAGAUGAGAAGAAGCCAUUGACGGAGUACGUUGAUUUUUCCUUCAUUAGGCCUUUGCCUCCGGUUCCUAGUACUAUACCUGCCUUUGAACCACUUGAUGUCGUUGACGCCUUUCACCGUGAUGGCUGGUGGAAGGGUAUCGUCACUAAAGUUGAUGUUUUUGAGGAUGAUAAGACCAACUCAAAGAAGUACACUGUUGUUUUUGAAAACCCACCCGAACAAUUUCAGUUUCUCUCUAAAGAUUUGAGGUUUCAUUGGGAUUGGAGUAAUGGGGCAUGGUCUCGACCCCAAAAACAAAAGAGAAUGGAAGGAUUAAGGUUUAGUAAAGGGAUGGCCGUAGAGGUGAAUCUUGACAAAGAAAACUUAGAAGAUGCUUGGUUUCCAGCAACUGUUCUUGAGGAAGUCGGCUUCAAUUCUUUCUUGCUAGAUUAUGGCAGCUCAAAUGGUCAUAUUAAAGAAACUGUUGAUUGCUUCCACAUCCGCCCUCCCCCUCCUAAGUUGGAUAUUACAGAAUUUGAGAUCCUGGAAGCAGUUGAUGUUUUCCAUGAGUCAAGUUGGAGGGAAGCCCUCAUUAUCAAAAUUAUUACGGAAGGAAGGUACAGUGUCUCUCUAAAGCAUGCAGAAAAGGAGAUGCAGCUGAGUCAAUCUGAAAUAAGGCCACAUCUCUCUUUGAUGGAUGGUGUAUGGGUUAAUCUUGCCAGGGAUAUAUCUAUUGCUGUACAAUAUGAAGAGAAGAGAUCAACAAAUGCUGACAGCAAUGCAGAAGACCAUGAGGUAGCUAUAAGUGUUGAGAGUUCAAUCAGAGCGAUGAAUGAGAUUGAAGAGAAAUCUUCUUGUAGAAAAUUAAGCACAGCAAAGGAUUACAGAGAAGAGAAAUUGUUUUGCAAAAAGUCAAGGAAGAAUCCAUUAAAGCAGUCAAUGGCUUGUAAUGCACAAUCACCAAGUAAGAAAGUAAGGAAGACACCACCUAAAGGUGGGGAUGCACUUUCAUGCCCUUCCAAAAAGUUGAAAAAAGCAAACUCUGUCAAACCCUUGUCUUCCCAAGCAUGUCAUGCAGAGUUGACGCCAAUCAAGACUAUAAACCAAGAAAUGCAAACCAAUUGCUCAACCGAUCUCCGAAAUAAUGUUGAUCCUAGUCCACAAGAUGCUUUACUGGAGAAUAAAGUGACAGGCUACAUGGAGAAAAGGGAAAGACAGAUGAGUUCUAAAGUUACAAGCCAGUGGGUUCCAGCAGUAGGCAGAGAGGAAAAGACAAAAGGAGACUUGGCUGAAAUCCUAGUUGAAAUUGAGCACAUGGAAAAAGAUGCUCACUCCUCCUUUUCCUUAGUUGAGGGGAGGAGGGGCCUCCAUGCAGAAAACGCUUACCAACAUUCUGAUGAGGUGAUUAAUCAGAAGAAAGAAAGUAGUGUGAUCAGGCAGCAGAAAGAAGGUGAACAGAGCAAUAUAGCUGGAAAUGGUAAUAGUGAAAUUGACUUUCAAGAUUGUGCAACUGAAGAGGCUGAAUUGUCUACAGUAAUCAGCAUGGAGCAUUUAGAUGUCUUGACCGGAUCGUCAGCCAUAGUUUCCUUGGAAAAUCACAAGGCAAAAGAAGUUAGCAUGGCUGCUGUGAUGGAAUCCUGUAACACUCAAGCUCUAUCAACAUGCUUUCCAGGUAAAAGAGAAAGAAAAGUAGAAAAUUUCAAGCAAUCUUCAGUGAUAAAUGUUCCGGAAGCCACUGAGCUUUUGGAGAAUCUAGAGAUGCCAUUUCUUAAGAGCUCACUUAUAUGGAAAAACAUUGAAUCUCUAGAAGUUUUCCAAGUCCUGCCACAAAAACCACAUUUCAGUCCUCUGAUUGGACAUAAAGAGGCGAGCCGCGAAGGAUUGGCUAUGGGUCAUAUGUUGAGCUUUGCAGUUCUGAUAGAGAAGAUGUCCAAGUUGCGAGUUGAUGAUGGUAGAGAAGUUUUCGAGAGCUAUAUGGAAGUCCUUGCUGAGCUUGAAAUGCAUGGAUUUGAGGUUAAGGCAAUAGCGGAGCGCCUUGAGAAGUUGCUGUCAAUCAAAGAUAGGUGCAAACGGCUAGAGGAUGAGGCGAAGAAGGUCCACAUUGGGAUGGCAGAGGGUAAGAAUGAGAAAAUAAAAUUGGAAGAGGAUAUUGAUAAAAUUGAGGAGCGGAUAAGCCAGUUAAAAGAGCAACGGGCAAUGAAAGUGUCGAUGAAGAUGAUGAAAGAUUCUGAACUCAUCACUCUGCAGGUGAACGCUAAUGCUGUGAAUGAAGAUAUUGUGAAUAUGGAGCAUGAAUUUGAAAACGUAGCUGCUGCACCUUGGUAACUGACGUCGUUUCCUAAAUGAUCCUUUGGCCCCAAGUGAAGUGAUUUUUCGCUAGAUACAACCAUCAGAAUCGGAUGUUUAUAUUCUCCUCCAAACAUAAAAAAAGUGUUUAUUGUGGUUUGGCUACUUUGUUAAUUGAGUUAUUAUGGGCUGGACAAAUCUUCCUUUAAUUCUUAUGCUAUUGCCAACUCCUUUGGGAUUAAAAUGAAGAUGGCUCAUUUGCAAUUCUGUAAUUUGAUAAGAGGGCGAAUUAUCACUUAAUAUAUCACAAAAUUUUCUUCUCUA
This is a messenger RNA of Ricinus communis (castor bean), 2878 nucleotides long. Its product is annotated as DUF724 domain-containing protein 6. Lineage: Eukaryota; Viridiplantae; Streptophyta; Magnoliopsida; Malpighiales; Euphorbiaceae. Bases 89 to 2593 code for a protein of 834 amino acids. The record is from RefSeq and is a predicted model, not a curated record. The transcript is spliced from 9 exons.